Vombatus ursinus (common wombat) is the source of this 1836-nucleotide messenger RNA. RefSeq names its product magnesium transporter NIPA2-like. The record is from RefSeq and is a predicted model, not a curated record. Gene Ontology annotation, molecular function: magnesium ion transmembrane transporter activity. Gene Ontology annotation, cellular component: membrane. The coding region runs from base 1 to 1068 and encodes 355 amino acids. The transcript has 8 exons. Gene Ontology annotation, biological process: magnesium ion transport. Lineage: Eukaryota; Metazoa; Chordata; Mammalia; Diprotodontia; Vombatidae.
AUGCUCCAGCAGCCUGCCCUGAGAAUGGCAGAAUCGGGCGGGGGAAUGUGGGAAGAUGCUAGCAGGGGUGGGGAACACCUCUUGAGCAGCCUCGAGGCCACGGAUUGCCAGCAGAGGCUCUGUGAAAGCAGGUCAUGGCGGCCAUGCAUACCUAAAGGAGUGGCUCUGGUGGGCUGGACUACUAUCCAGAGUUGCUUCCCCAGACGAUGGCAGGACCGGUGGUCUGGGAAGUGCUGCCACUCCCAGGGCUCCCGUGCCCAUCCGCCUGUUGGUGGCCAUUGGUCAGCAUUUGUUGCUGGUGGUAAUGAGGAAGUGGGAGUCGGAGAAGCUGCCAACUUUGCUGCCUAUGCUUUUGCCCCAGCCACACUAGUAACACCCCUGUGUGCACUAAGUGUGUUAGUGAGUUCCAUUUUGUCCUCUUACUUCUUGAAUGAAAAGUUGAACAUUCAUGGGAAGAUUGGUUGUGUACUAAGUAUUCUGGCCUCAACCAUGAUGGUGAUCCAUGGCCCCCAGGAGCAGAUGAUCUUCACCUUGGCAGAGAUGUCUGAGAAGCUGAGAAGUCCAGGAUUCAUUGGAUUUGCCAUAUGUGUGCUGGCCAGUUCCACUGCCCUCAUCUUUGUGGUAGGACCUCAAUAUGGCCAUAGUAACGUCCUGGUGUACGUUCUGAUCUGCUCCUCAAUUGGUUCCCUUUCUGUGUCCUGCGGCAAGGGUUUGGGCAUCUCCCUGAAGGAGCUGUUUUCAGGGAAGUCUGUCCUGAAGGAACCCCUUGGUUGGGUGCUGCUGUUUUGUCUGGUGGUUUGUAUAAGCAUUCAGAUCAACUAUCUGAACCGGGCUUUGGACAUUUUCAAUGCCUCGCUAGUCACUCCCAUCUAUUAUGUCCUUUUCAGCACAGCUGUCAUGACUUGCUCUGCCAUUCUUUUUAAGGAAUGGCAACAUAUGGUCCUAGACAGUAUCAUUGGCACAGUCAGCGGUUUCCUAACCAUAGUUUUUGGCAUUUUCCCUCUUCAUGCCUUUCGGGAUAUCCCUUUUUCUCCUGACCUGAUAUAUUCUUCUCUGAGGUCAAGUUGAGGUAAUUCCCAUGCUCCUCCCUGGAGGAAAAACAAAAGGCAAAAUCAGCCUCUUCUAGAUGGACGUGAUCCCAACAAAGAGUUCCACAACAUUGAGGUCGAAGAGGUUGAAAAUCUGUGAAUGAUCUUGGGCAGAACACUCUCUGUUUCUGUUGGGUAAGGUGGCCUUUGUACUUUUACUUAAGAUCUGCCCGGGCCCCUGACAUCCAGCCAGAGCAGAUCAGGAGCAAAUUAAUACCUAACUAGUAAGCAGUGGGACAGCAGAACCUUCCCAACUGCCAUGUUGUUGCUAAAGUCUCAUUUGCUUCACUAAGACAUGCUGCUAGAUGUAUAUGUGGAUGUAUAUGUACGCUGGUGAAGUAUUUGUGAAAAGAACCAUCUGUCUCUCAUCACUAGUUCAUACAGAAACCCAAAAGCACUGAUGUUAGUCUGAUUUACUUGUUACAGUUUGAGAAUUCGAAUGUUUUAAGUGUUCAGUGAAUGCUAGGGUUUUUAAAAAUGUUUUUAAAGGUGUUUUUUGUGUCACUUUUAGUGCUAACUGAAUCCUGACCAUCCUGAAAUUUGUAUCUAGGACUUGAGUAUAAUUACUGAUAACUGCUGGCUGCUACCACCUGCCUGGUAAGAAAGCUGAGACUGAGAUUGAUGAAUCCAGGGUCACACAGACACUAAGGUCACACAGAUGCAGCCUUUGAUGAUUCCGUUUCUCAAGAAGGGCAGCAAGGUGACACUGAAGUGGAUAGAGUGGAUGGGGCUAGAGUCUGGAAUACUC